AUGAGGGGGCAUUGGUUUGAGUCCGUCCAGUUUGGAAGCGGAGGGCAGACGGCGGAACAGGAGGUGUGUGCGGUGACCAGUUCUGGACGAGCAGAGCAGAUCCUCACCUGCAGCUGGGACGGCCUCCUCCGCCUGCUCCAGAUCUCAUGUGGAUGCGACAAGAAGCAGCAGACGGCAGCAACAGGAGGAACGCUAAAACCUCAGCUGUUCAGGCAGAGACAACGAGGCGACUGCUGA
Molecule: messenger RNA, 237 nt
Organism: Knipowitschia caucasica
Lineage: Eukaryota; Metazoa; Chordata; Actinopteri; Gobiiformes; Gobiidae
Source: the annotation of a GenBank genome assembly